AAAGCGCUCUUUACGUCCUGCAAGGUGCCUUCUUCUUCUUCUGUCCUCAUGCAUCGCGUCUUUGUUUACGGCUCCCUAAAGAGGGCGCAGCCAAACUACCCUCUCAUAACAGACAGCAGUAAUGGAAAGGCGGAGCUCCUCGCCACAGCUACAACCGUCCAGAAGUACCCACUGGUGAUCGCUACUCAGUACAACCUCCCCUUCCUCCUUAACCUCCCGGGACAAGGCCACAGAGUCCAUGGAGAGCUCUACAGAGUGGACGAUAAGAUGCUGAAAUACCUGGACUGGUUCGAGAACAUCCCCACCAUGUACCAGCGGACUGCAGUAGAGCUGGAAAUCAACGAGCUGGCAGACGUGGCGGACAACGAACUAUCGCCUGGGAACAUCACUGAGGCGUCUGUGUACAGCACCACCACCUACCAGCCGGACUGGCCCUCGCUGCCGGCGUACCAGAGCUACGACUCCAACGGAGACCACGGCCUGAAGUUUGUACUGAGGAAGGAUCGCCAGUAGGCCUCAGCGCAGCGAUGUUAAUGACUUCAACCUCUGUGCAAAGCUAAGAAUUACUGAAAGAAAAUCACCAAUGCAACUGAGGAAGUUGUCCAUUUAUGUUGAUUUAAAAACAGAUUAAGCACUUUUCUACAGGUCUGUACAUAAGUCUUUGAGUCAUACCUGCUUUUGUUGUUGAUUCAUAUAAGUCAGGUUAUCUUUUUAUUUAGUUGUUUUGAGCACUUGUUUGCCGAUAAAACUGACAGUGGAUAAAUGAAGUGAUCCUAAUAUUGCCUUAAAUCCAGAAAAAAAUGUCUCAAUUAUACUAGCAGAUGGACAAAUUUAUCCUGAAUAUGAAACUGUGUAAAAAUGUGACUGGUAAUAGUGUUUUGAAUGUUUUUCUAUGUGUUUUUGUAAGCCAGAUUACGGACUUUUCUACAGUUCUGUACAUAAGCCUUUCAGCCAUACUGGACAAACAGGUGAAACACAAAGACUAGAGUCUGGUGAUCAGAGGCUAAAGUCUUUGGAUGUAAUUUAUUACGCCAUGUUUCACCUGAAAAAUACAAGAUCUGUCUAGUUUAUAAAGAAACGCCUUCAAGUUGCCAUGACCAAGAAAGGCUAUUAAGUAUUUAAUACGUUUCUGUAAGUGUGAUCAUUGUUCAUGUUUUUUACCAUAACUUUGUGCAGUAAUUCGUUCUGAUUUCUUUAUAUGUGUUUCUGCAAUUUCC
Fundulus heteroclitus (mummichog) is the source of this 1217-nucleotide messenger RNA. RefSeq names its product gamma-glutamylaminecyclotransferase C-like. The transcript is spliced from 2 exons. Gene Ontology annotation, molecular function: gamma-glutamylaminecyclotransferase activity. The coding region runs from base 49 to 513 and encodes 154 amino acids. The record is from RefSeq and is a predicted model, not a curated record. Lineage: Eukaryota; Metazoa; Chordata; Actinopteri; Cyprinodontiformes; Fundulidae.